Acanthosepion pharaonis is the source of this 465-nucleotide messenger RNA. The record is from the annotation of a GenBank genome assembly. NCBI's taxonomy places the organism in Eukaryota, Metazoa, Mollusca, Cephalopoda, Sepiida, Sepiidae.
AUGAAAUCUCUGUCUACUGGACGGAAGACACUGAAAAGGAUCCCAAGAAAAUACAUUUAUUGCAAGUGCACAGAGUCCUUCUCAACGGGAUUUGCUGGCAUUGCACCCAACAACUUCUCCCCUAACAGUCGAAGGUGGCUUCACAAACCAGAUAAAAUAAAAUAUCCUAAAUCAGAAGAACCAGAUGAAGAUGAAGAGCUCUUCACCUGGGAUGUAUUUACUGAAGAGGAGAAACCAAAAGGUCUUUAUAUACCUCCCAGUAUCCAUGAGCAAUCUGAUGGUACAGUGCUGGCCAUGUGUAUCACAGGAACUGCUUCAAAAGAUUCUCUUGUCAUGUGGAUCCGGGCUUUGCAAAGAACUAAUCCUAAACUGAAAGAGAUCCCCGUUGUGUUCAAACUGAAAACACCAGAGACUCUACCAGACAUUGUAGAACAAGAAAACAGAACAAAUCUACCAGCAUUAUGA